Molecule: messenger RNA, 695 nt
Organism: Cyprinus carpio (common carp)
Lineage: Eukaryota; Metazoa; Chordata; Actinopteri; Cypriniformes; Cyprinidae
Product: ribonuclease inhibitor-like
Exons: 3
Coding region: 1-387 (128 amino acids)
Molecular function (GO): protein binding
Source: RefSeq, a predicted model, not a curated record
AUGCGUUUUUGGACCAAAUAUGAUUUCUGUGACACUGAAGACUGGAGUUGGGGCACUGUGCUAUCGCAGCUGGGUUGUGCUGCUCUGGCUUCAGCUUUGAGAUCAAACCCUGAACACCUGAGAGAACUGAAUCUGACAUGGAAUCAUCUGGGAGAUACUGGUGUGACACUGCUCUCUGCUGGACUGGAGAAUCCUCACUGUAAACUGGAUAUACUGAGGUUGAGUUAUUGUGGAGUCACAGAUGAAGGUUGUGCUGCUUUGGCUUCAGCUCUGAGAUCAAACCCUGAACACCUGAGAGAACUGGAUCUGUCUGGGAAUAAACUAGGAGUGCAUCUGAUUUCUCAUCUAAAGAAUGAUCCACGUUAUAAGAUAGGGUUGCAACUAUAAGUGCAAUAUCCAGAACAAAAUGCAUAUCCAAAUCUCCAGGAGAAAAUUAAGCCAACAAUCUGUAUGAAAAAAAUCAGGAAAUUUAACUGAAAAAAAAAAAAAAUCAAAUGAAUAGUAUUCAAUAUUACAUAGCAAUUCAAUUCAAAAUAGUCCAGAUAUGCAAGCAUUCUCAGUGGUAAAGAGAACACAGAUUUGAUCGAUCUGCUCAAUGUAUUUGAGCCACACUGAAACAUUAGCAUUGCAUUAGUAGAGCUGCAUUAUUAAUCUCUUAGAUUUAAAUAAAUUAUUAUGGUGCAGCAGCCUUAUUU